UUCAAGGGCCCCUGGGUGCGUGUGCGUGUGCGUGUGUGUGUGCGCGCGCGCUCGUGUUCCUUCGUGUGUGUUCCCGCUCGGGACUAAUCACUGCCUUGGUUCACCUGAGCAGGAAGUCAGCCCCGCGCUGAACCGCAGGUGGCUCCGCGGCCCCCCUCGACCGUUGGCUGCGGUCCCGAUACCAGCUAGGGGCUGGGGUGCGCGCAGGGGUGACGGAGGGAUUUGUGAAUGGUGCUGCUCUGCGCGUGGCGGCUGAGCCUUGCUGAUGUCAGGGAGGAGGUAUCCGGAGUGAGAAGAAUGGCUAUUUAUGGCAAAGAGUUGUGAAAUUUCUCGGGGUUUCCUUGAGUGUAUCCUGAGCGUCUCCCUCCUCCUCUACUCUCUGAGAAUGAGAAGCAACCCCCUCCUACCCGCCCCGUCUCGUGGGACCUCAUGUAUUUGCAGGCUUCGAAGUUGGAUAUCACAGUGCAAGCCUGGGGGUCCCAAUGGGGGACUCAGGAUCUAGAAGAUCUACCCUGGUUUCCCGGUUGCCAAUAUUCAGAAGGAGUAUUAGCAGAAGAAAUGAUUCUCUUCCUUCUUCACCCUCUUCUAGCAAUACAGUUGGUGUGCACAGUUCCUCUCCUUCCAGCACAAACUCAAGCUCAGGAAGCACAGGGAAACGCAGAAGCAUAUUCCGUGCUCCUUCCAUUAGUUUCCACCACAAGAAGGGGAGUGAACCUAAGCAAGAACCUGCCAACCAGAGCCUUAGUAUUUCAAAUGGUGCUCAACCUGGCCACAGCAACAUGCAGAAACUGAGUUUAGACGACCAUAUUAAAACCAGGGGAAGACAUUCUGUGGGUUUUAAUAGUUCACGAAAUAAGAAGAUAACAAGAUCUUUGACAGAGGAUUUUGAACGAGAAAAGGAGCACUCAACUAAUAAGAAUGUCUUUAUAAAUUGUCUAAGUUCUGGCAAAAGCGAAGGGGAUGAUUCGGGGUUUACGGAAGAACAGACUCGACGUUCUGUUAAGCAGUCAACCAGGAAGCUGCUCCCCAAGUCUUUUUCAUCACACUACAGAUUUUCUAAGCCGGUUCCACAGAGCCAAUCCGUUUCUUUGGUUCAGCAGCCUGAAUUCUCUUUGGAGAUUACGGAGUUCCAAGAGAGAGAACCUGUGUUAGGAAGAGCGUCUCCAUCUUGUUCUUUGGAUGUCACAGAACAGGCAGGAAGCUCUUUACAGUCUCCUUUGCUUUCUGCUGAUCUCACCACAGCUCAGACACCUUCAGAAUUUUUGGCCUUGACUGAAGAUUCCGUGUCUGAAGUGGACGUAUUUCCUAAAAGUGGAAGCCUGGCAUCCCACUGUGACAACUCUGACCACAAUGAGUCUACCUCUCAGUUCUCUCCCAAUCCCGCUGCUGUUACAAAGACAGCAGUAGAACUCACGGGAACAGUUCCCUGUGCGAGUUUGUCUCCUGGGAAAUACAGGUUAGAGGGUCGGUGUGGCAUUGAAUCUCAGUCGUUACCUGAAACCUCUGCUGCUAGUCAGAAAGAAGUGUUAUUGCAGGUCACUGAACUGCGCGGUAGGAAUGUGAGCAACUCAGAGACUCGUCUACCCGCAGAUACGCUUAGAGAGGACAAUAUGGUGUUACACAAUGGGGAGGCAAUGCUGGGCACAAGCUCCCCAAGGAAACGGGGCUUCUAUGAGCAACAUAAAGCAAUAGCUGAACGUGUUAAAGGGAUCCAUCCUAUUUCCGAUUCAAAGAUAAUACCCUCCUCUGGUGAUCAUCAUAUUUUUAACAAAACGUCAUAUGGAUAUGAAGCAAAUACUGCCAAAGUUCUUGCCAGCAGCCUCAGUCCCUAUCGCGAAGGGAGAUUCAUAGAGAGGCGGCUGCGGUCAUCCUCGGAAGGAACCGCAGGGAGUAGCCGGAUGAUUGUGAAACCCAAAGAUGGAAAUGCAGAAGAAGUUCAUAGUUUGAGAAAGCAAAGAACGGGCUCCUCAUCUUCAAAAAUGAACAGCAUGGAUGUUUUGAAUAAUUUGGGAUCUUGUGAACUAGAUGAAGACGAUCUAAUGCUUGAUCUAGAAUUUUUAGAAGAACAGAAUCUUCAUCCCUCAGUUUGCCGGGAGGAUUCAUACCAUUCUGUAGUCUCGUGUGCCGCUGUAGUUCUCACUCCUAAGGAGCCAACAUUAGAAAUAAGGAAGAGAGAAGAUUCAAAACUUCCAGAGCCUUGCAAACCGAAUCUUUCCUUGAAAUUAACAAGAGAUGUUGAUCAGGAAGCCAGGUGUUCCCAUCUCAGCCGAAUGCCCAGCAGUCCAUCUACAGAUUGGCCACUCCAGGGUGUGGAAGAAAAUGGAGGCAUAGAUUCUCUGCCAUUCAGACUGAUGUUACAGGACUGCACAGCAGUCAAGACAUUACUGUUAAAGAUGAAGAGAGUUCUACAAGAGAGUGCAGAUAUGAGCCCAGCAAGCAGCACCACUUCACUUCCUGUUAGUCCUCUCACUGAAGAGCCAGUGCCUUUCAAGGAUAUAAUGAAAGAUGAAUGCUCGAUGCUGAAGUUGCAGCUGAAAGAGAAGGAUGAGCUCAUCUUUCAACUUCAGGAGGAGCUGGAAAAAGUCCAGCAUUUACAGAAGGCAUUUGCUUCAAGAGUAGAUAAAUCCACACAGACUGAACUUCUAGGCUAUGAUGGUUUAAACUUGAAAAGACUGGAGGCAGUGCAAGGAGGGAGAGAGGUUACCUAUCGAAAUCGAGUUGUGAGCCAAAGCCUCAGCACAAGGGACAGAAAAGCAAUGCAUACUCCCACCGAGGACCGUUUUAGAUACUCAGCGGCCGACCAGAGCAGCCCCUACAAAAGCAAAGCCUGUCAGCUCUCAAGUGUAUGUCUCAGUAAUUUCUUGAAGGACAAGGAACUGGCUGAUGUUAUCAAACACUCAAGAGGCUCUUACGAUACCCUCCCGUCAGAGGUCGCACAGAACUUACGGGCCACCGGUGGGCAGAGCCCUCUGAAGCCGACAGCGAAGACGGAAGGGCUCGCCUCGCUCUUAGAGAAACCCAAGGACCCAACCGCUGGGGCCCGCCAGCAUUCCAGCUUUACAGGCAGGUUUGGCCAGCCUCCAAGAGGGCCGAUCUCUUUACACAUGUACAGCAGGAACAAUGUGUUCCUCCACCACACUUUACACACUGCUGAGCUGCAGACUCUGGGCCAGCAAGAUGGGUAAUGAAAUCGCCCAACCUGUCUCUUGGUGGGAUAAAGAUGGUUGGUGUUUCUCGUGCAUAGUUCAUAUUUAAACCGUCAUGUACUUUUUAUUGCCUUUCAGUUUUAGUCAUAAACAGAUCAGUGAAUUUUUUUGUUUGUUAAAGACUGAAGGUUCGAGCAUGUUAAUUGAAUUAAGUUGAACUGCCUUGAGGAUUUUACUGUAAUAUGUAUAAAUAAUGGGACCAUCUUGCUGGUUUAUAUAUUCCAUAAUUCACUUAUCUUUUAUCUCCAUCACUGAUAGGCAUUGAGGUUUCAGAAGAUAAUAAUAUUAAAUAGGCUCUGUUCAUUCUGUUAAUGGUGUUAGGUAGAAAUAGAUCAGAGGAAUAAAUAGAUAAAAGGAUUGUAAAGAAGUUUAAAUUAUAUAGUCAUUAGAAGGAAGAAAAUAAGAGAGAUUUAAAAGUCUUAUAUUUGCAGGUAUAUGUGUUUGAGGUUGGAGCUUGCUUGCAUGUAAACUAGAGAUACAUUUGUCUCUCUAUUACAUACACGCAGGCUUACCUUAUGGUACUACAAAAGGGAAAGGCUUCUUUAAAAAAAAUCCUUUAAACGUUUAGUUCGCACUAGUACACGAAGGAUUUCAGACAGAGUAAUUGCUAGCCAAAUAGAGAAUGACAGCUCUGAUCUUUGAAAAACUUUGCUUUUAGUUUUUCUAUUAAUGUUAAAGUACCACGACAUAGCACUGUGAGGUGGUAAAGUCAGCUGAAUCUCAUCAUAUGGUGCAUAAAGCAUGACAUGGUACACUCCUUGAGUCACUGUCAUGGCAACAUCAGCCUAUUUUUAAAAUAGGAUAUUCUAAGAAAAAUAUUCUUUUACUUCAGUUUAUAUUUUUACAACGUUCAUUUAUUUUUUUACAAUUAUGUACAUCAAAUUUUACUUCAUAUACAUCAACCCAUAUUUAUAACUUUAUGAACUGAAGAGCAGAAGGUCAAUCUUUUGGUCAUUAUUAUAUAAUACUCUGAUUACGCAGUCAUCAAGAUUUAGAACACACAGCAAAAUAAAUGCAUUUGUAAACACUGGCGAUUCGAUUUCAGAAAGAAGUCUCUAAUAGUAAUAUUUACAACUCAUUUGAAGGUGAAUAUCUUGUGUUGUAUAUGUAAGCACACAUGAGCUAGGUCAAUAAAUCAAAAUAAAAUAACUUCUUUAUGUUUAGUUAAUAAGAGAACAUUAUGAAUGAGUAGAAAUAAAUGCACAAAUAAAUAAUUUUGAAAGGCUUGGUAGGGAAUAAUGGCUGCAGUUUUCCUACACAAAGAUCAAAGCUGGUAUCUAUACUCACUGUAGGCAUAGUCCACAAAAAUUGAAACUGUCAUUCCUACUGCAUGAUCUGUUUCCCUUGUAUUCUCUGACAGAAAACACUGGCAUGUACAAAUGAGAUGAAUAAAGGGAAAUUGGAUAGCAGUUCUAGCAUGGCACUUGACUACCUUGCUUAAAUUAAAGCUUUGUACAAAAUGCAUCUACUAAUGUAAAAUGUAAAAUGUUUUUCAGCUGUAUGCUUUGGAGAAAAGCACCUCCUCCCAACUUUACUCAUUGAACUUUGAUAAAUUUUCAAACUUUGGUAGAAUUGAUAGAGUAAGGAGUCUUAGUGGAUAUAUUGUAUUCGUAAUUUUGAUUUUCCAAAAGGAAAACACAUGUGCAUCAAGAUAAAUGGUUGCCAAAUGUUUUCUUUCUUUGUGUGUUUGUAAUUCUGCCAAAAGAGAACAAUACGUGCUGCAAUUUGCCCAACUUAAUGAGACUGCUAUCUCAAAACCCCAUCAUAGGAGCUAUAAUAUUCAUGCAGAUAUACAUUUGGGGCUCAUCAAUAUUUAAGAUGCUAGAAGAAAAAAAAGAUUAUUAAUUGUGAAAUUUAAUUUGAUUUGUCCUGAAAGUUGGUGUGCGUUGCUAGAGUAUUUUAAAUUUGUAAAUAAAUAAGCAUGACAAAAUAAUCAAGGAUUUUUUCCCAGGAUAUGGAAAAACUAUGUAUCACAAAUAAUGUUUUUAAUUUGGACUUUUGGAGUUUAUAGUUUUUUUUUCCUGGAAGAUAGACUUUUGAAUUAUACUUUGUAAAAAAUAAUCUAUUUAAGAAAAUCUGUCAUUUAAUAGACAUUUUAAGAGAUGUUUUAAACACUAGUAUUUUCUUGAAAAAUCUUUUUUAAAGCUGAAACAUUCAAAAAGAAAACCUGGUAAACCGUUCAAUUUUAAAAGGAGGGGUAUUUUUUUGGAAAUAUCAUCUUAAAGCUGUUUUGUAUCAGUAUUUUCAGCAUUGUUAUAAUAUUAUUUGUAAUACUAAGUGUAACUCAGGCCUGGAGAAGGUGUAAGCCCACGAUGCUGAUGUACAUCAGUAACUGUGAAGCAGGGGCCCUUGUGUGCUCCUUUUAUGUGUCUACAGUAACUCAUAACAGUGGCAUAUGGGCAUUCUUUCAAUGAAUUGAUUUCUUUGUACUAAAAUCUCUAGUUUUCUAAGACAGUUCCAUGUAUAAAAAUGAUUUCUACAUUUCUCCAAGGCGGUACAUAUCCAAAGACAUGACACCAGGGGGAAAAAGUGCUUGUUUUUCUGGCGGAAGCGGUGGUCUUUUCCUUUCCUUCCUCUUUCUGUGCAUGUGAAUGUGUAGCUAACCUGAGUAACUCUGUAAAGUGUCUGCUGCAAAUUGUCUCUUCUGAAUUCAGAAUGUGUUUUAAAGGACAAUUAAGAAGAGAUAUUCCUUGAUCCACCUGAAAUAAACUGUUCUCAUUUUUUAACUGUUGGAACAUGAAGCGGUA
Oryctolagus cuniculus (rabbit) is the source of this 5953-nucleotide messenger RNA. NCBI's taxonomy places the organism in Eukaryota, Metazoa, Chordata, Mammalia, Lagomorpha, Leporidae. The record is from RefSeq and is a predicted model, not a curated record.